GGCGCGGAGCGAAGUUGGGAGGGGCAGCUCUUCCCGGUUCUGUCCCGGUUCUUGGGGCUGCGUAUCCGGCCCGCAGACAUGUCGGGGUUCAGCCCGGAGCUUAUCGACUACCUGGAAGGAAAGAUCUCCUUCGAGGAGUUCGAAAGGCGGAGAGAAGAGAGAAAAACUCGCGAGAAGAAAAGUCUUCAGGAGAAAGGAAAGUUAUCAGCAGAAGAAAAUCCAAAUGACUCUGAAGUUCCGUCAUCAUCAGGAGUUGACUCUUGCAGAUCCCAGGACAAAGAUGGCAAUGAAGGAGAAACGUCAGAUGGAGUCAGUAAGUCAGUUCACAAAGUCUUUGCUUCCAUGCUUGGAGAGAAUGAAGAUGAUGAGGAGGAAGAGGACGAAGAAGAGGAGGAGGAGGAGGAGGAGGAGGAAACACCACAGCAACCCACUGCAGGCGAUGUGUUUGUAUUGGAGAUGGUUCUCAACCGGGAGACCAAGAAAAUGAUGAAAGAGAAAAGGCCUCGGAGUAAACUUCCCAGAGCUCUGAGAGGUCUCAUGGGUGAAGCCAACAUUCGCUUUGCGCGAGGAGAACGUGAAGAGGCGAUAUUGAUGUGCAUGGAAAUCAUAAGACAGGCUCCUCUUGCUUAUGAGCCAUUCUCUACUCUUGCCAUGAUAUAUGAGGACCAGGGUGACAUGGAGAAAUCGCUGCAGUUUGAGUUGAUUGCUGCACAUUUAAAUCCCAGUGACACUGAAGAAUGGGUUAGAUUGGCAGAAAUGUCCCUGGAACAAGACAAUAUUAAGCAGGCUAUUUUUUGCUACACAAAAGCUCUUAAGUAUGAACCUACUAAUGUCCGUUAUCUGUGGGAGCGAUCGAGCCUUUAUGAACAGAUGGGAGACCAUAAAAUGGCAAUGGAUGGUUAUAGGCGCAUUUUAAACCUGUUGUCUCCGUCUGAUGGAGAACGAUUUAUGCAAUUGACUAGAGAUAUGGCUAAGAGUUACUAUGAAGCCAAUGACGUUACUUCAGCUAUUAACAUAAUUGAAGAAGCUUUCUCAAAACACCAGGGCCUAGUCUCCAUGGAAGAUGUUAACAUAGCAGCUGAACUGUACAUUUCUAACAAACAAUAUGACAAAGCUUUGGAGGUAAUUACAGAUUUUUCUGGAAUCGUGCUAGAAAAAAAAACUGCAGAGGAAGACACUCCAGAAGAGAAUAAAGCCAGUGAGAGUCUUACCUGCACCAUACCUGAUGGUGUGCCCAUAGAUAUCACGGUGAAGCUGAUGGUCUGCCUCGUGCAUCUCAACAUCCUUGAACCACUUGAUCCUCUCUUGACAACACUAGUGGAACAGAAUCCUGAAGAUAUGGGAGACCUCUAUCUAGAUGUUGCUGAAGCUUUUCUGGAUGUUGGUGAAUAUAAUUCUGCACUUCCGCUCCUUAGUGCGCUGGUCUGCUCAGAAAGAUACAACCUCGCGGUGGUUUGGCUUCGGCACGCAGAAUGUUUAAAGGCCUUAGGCUACAUGGAGCGUGCUGCCGAGAGCUAUGGCAAAGUGGUUGAUCUGGCCCCCCUCCAUCUGGAUGCAAGGAUUUCACUCUCCACCCUUCAGCAGCAGCUGGGCCAUCCUGAGAAAGCUCUGGAAGCUCUGGAACCAAUGUAUGAUCCAGAUACUUUGGCACAAGAUGCAAACGCUGCCCAGCAGGAACUGAAGUUACUGCUUCAUCGUUCUACUCUGUUGUUUUCACAAGGCAAAACGUAUGGUUAUGUGGAUACAUUACUUACCAUGUUAGCCAUGCUUUUAAAGGUAGCGAUGAAUAGAGCCCAAGUCUGUUUGAUAUCCAGUUCCAAAUCUGGAGAGAGGCAUCUCUACCUUAUUAAAGUGUCAAGAGACAAAAUAUCAGACAGCAAUGACCAAGAGACAGCAAAUUGUGAUGCAAAAGCAAUAUUUGCUGUACUCACGAGUGUCUUGACAAAAGAUGACUGGUGGAACCUUCUGUUGAAGGCCAUAUACUCUUUGUGUGACCUAUCCCGAUUUCAGGAGGCUGAGUUACUUGUGAAUUCUUCAUUGGAGUACUAUUCAUUUUAUGAUGACAGGCAAAAACGCAAAGAACUAGAAUACUUUGGUCUUUCUGCUGCAAUUCUGGACAAAAAUUUCAGAAAGGCAUACAACUAUAUCAGGAUAAUGGUAAUGGAAAAUGUCAAUAAACCCCAGCUCUGGAACAUUUUCAAUCAAGUUACCAUGCACUCCCAAGAUGUACGACAUCAUCGCUUUUGUCUUCGUUUAAUGCUGAAAAACCCAGAUAAUCACGCCCUGUGUGUGUUGAAUGGACACAAUGCAUUCGUGUCUGGUAGUUUUAAGCAUGCACUUGGACAGUAUGUGCAAGCCUUCCGCACCCAUCCCCAUGAACCUCUCUAUAGCCUCUGUAUAGGCCUGACCUUUAUUCACAUGGCAUCUCAGAAGUAUGUAUUAAGGAGACAUGCUCUUAUUGUGCAGGGCUUUUCCUUUCUUAAUCGAUACCUCAGUCUACGUGGGCCCUGCCAGGAGUCGUUCUACAAUUUGGGCCGUGGGCUUCACCAGCUGGGGCUAAUUCAUCUUGCGAUCCACUAUUAUCAGAAGGCCCUGGAGCUCCCGCCGCUUGUGGUAGAGGGUAUAGAAGUUGACCAGUUAGACUUACGAAGAGAUAUUGCCUACAACUUAUCCCUCAUUUAUCAGAGCAGCGGGAAUAUUGCAAUGGCUCAAAAGCUUUUGUAUACCUAUUGUUCUAUAUAAAGCACCUCAACUGAGAAAGGAGCAUUGGGUAGCUGCUGUGUGUGGACCAGGAUUUUCUGUCUCAGGGCUUAUUAUUAACCCCAAAAUGGAAAUGAUAAUUUCACAGUUAUCUAACAUGUAAUUCAUUUUUAAUAUGUGAUAAUGAUCUUUUAGUAGAUUUGCAAAAUUAUCAUUCCUACAAGAAUUCAUAUGUUGUUGUAUUUCCCUUUAGCUUUUUUUGUUUUUUUCUCUGAGGAAGAUUCACCCUGAGUUAACAUCAGCUGCCAAUCUUCCUCUUUUUGUAUGUGAGCCACUGCCACAGCAUGGCCACUCACAGAAGAGUGGUGUAGGUCCGUGCCCGGGAGUCAAACUCGAGCUGCUGAAGUGGAACGCAUCAAACUUAACCACUAGGCCGCUGGGGCUGGCCCUCCUUUAGCAUUUUUCAGCAAGAGUGUCCUCAAAGUGGAAAUAGACAGUAUUAGCCUUUAAGCCAGCUAGGAGUUGAAUACACUAAGUUUUUACUCAGACCAUUUAUUCAUCUGUGCAUUUAAUACUAUAUAUUCAACACCUACUAUGUACUAGGCACUGUGGUUGGUGCUGGGAAUACAAUAGUAAGACAGAUGUGACCUGUCAAUGCGAUUCUUUAAAUAUAGAACUCAAGCAUAUAUUUAUUUGUAAGAAAUGUUUGCUAUAUUUCUACAUACACCAUCGUUGUUAGUCAUCCAUUUCUUAGUGCGCUGUUACUAUUGCAUGGGCAGUUUUUCAAAUACACAGAAAAGGAGGUUGCUUAUUAAAGGAAGGACAAAUUGGGACUCUUUCUGAUGUCAGUACAAUUACAUAAAUCACUUCGCUCCUAACAAAAUUAUUUAAAAUGGUUGUAUGGUGGGAAGACAAAUAAUUGAGUUAAUCUUUUACUUUUCACUUGCGUGUGUCUUAACUACCUGGACUGAGUGAGACCUGGGACAGUGGCUUAGUUCACACCAGUCUGCUCUGAGGCAAAUAAAAAAGUACAUUACCAAUGUUUGUGGCUUUCUGACAAAAAAGUAGAAAAGAGAGGACCAUGUUCAGUAACAUGAUCUGGUUUCCAUUUCAAGAUCACCAGGAAGGGAGAAAGACUGGGGAAUGCUAUAUAUGGAAUAAACUAUUGCUGAUAAAGUAAAAAAAAUAGAUAAAAACCUUUACUUAUCUCAAAUAUUGUAUGUUCUUGAAUCUAAGAUCACACUUCUUGUUAGAUAUACUAUUGGUUUAAUAACAGCUUUUCAGAGUUUCUUUUUAGGGGAAAAUAAAUGCUAUAAUAAAUGUGCAUAUAGAGUGUAAGAACCAGUCCAGUUGUGGGAGGGAAACAAGUGUGAGACUUAGGAUCAAAGAAAUACAGUGGGGGUUUUUUAGGAAUUCUUACCACUGUUUACACCACAUACGUAACUUUGUAGUUGAAAAGCAGAAUUCAUAUGUAAUAAGUAAAUGUGUCGUGCACUCUGUAUGUAUGAGUGUGUGUAUAUAUAUGUAUGUAUGUAUAUAAUUUAAAUAAAUUUUAUUUUUGUAAUUAA
Messenger RNA from Equus quagga, 4268 nucleotides. Its product is annotated as general transcription factor 3C polypeptide 3. Gene Ontology annotation, molecular function: protein binding. The transcript has 18 exons. The coding region runs from base 79 to 2742 and encodes 887 amino acids. Gene Ontology annotation, cellular component: transcription factor TFIIIC complex. The record is from RefSeq and is a predicted model, not a curated record. Lineage: Eukaryota; Metazoa; Chordata; Mammalia; Perissodactyla; Equidae. Gene Ontology annotation, biological process: transcription by RNA polymerase III.